This is a messenger RNA of Phaeodactylum tricornutum CCAP 1055/1, 1675 nucleotides long. RefSeq lists its product with no specific name. Gene Ontology annotation, molecular function: nitrate transmembrane transporter activity. The record is from RefSeq and is a predicted model, not a curated record. The transcript has a single exon. Gene Ontology annotation, biological process: transmembrane transport. The coding region runs from base 95 to 1675 and encodes 526 amino acids. NCBI's taxonomy places the organism in Eukaryota, Bacillariophyta, Bacillariophyceae, Surirellales, Neidiaceae.
CAACAAUAGACGCAUUCUUAUCGACGUCGGCUAACUUAUUGCGAAGAACUGAUAAAAUUACUCGGAUCCGCAUCCGACCCACAAUACCUUCGCGAUGGCCUCAGCGGCUGCCUCCCCAACAGCCGAGCAGACGGCUGCUUCCAGAGCAGAGUCUUCCCGCGAAGUUCUCAGCGGAGAACGCCUGACAGCCGCUGAAACCGUCCCGAUCGCAUCAGCAAACAGCAUACACCUGUCAUCGAUACUUCCGCGGUACAGCAACUACAAUGUGAGGGUAGACAAGGACCGAAGUGAUCGAGCUCUAGAGAUCAGAUUGCUGUCGUCUCAACGACCGCAUAUGCGCGCGUUUUACUGCGCAACGAUUUCCUUUUUCGCUGCCUUUGGCAUGUGGUUUUCCGUUUCUCCAUUUUUGGGUAUUAUUGGCGAGGAAUUAUCGCUGUCGCGGUCCCAACUCUGGUUGUCCACCAUUUGCUCCGACGUCGCCACGAUUUUGUCGAGAUUCGUAGUAGGACCGGCCUGCGAUUUUUACGGAGCGCGUUUGCCAAUGGCGGUCGUCUUGAUUCUAUCGUCUAUCCCCACCGCACUGACAGGGACUGUACGCUCCUUUGCCGGACUUUGUGCGGUCCGGUUUGGAACCGGAAUUGCCGGUAGUGCUUUUGUCAUGGCACAGUACUGGAUGGGACAAAUGUUUUGUCAGGAAAUUAUUGGAACAGCGAACGCAAUUGUCGCUGGUUGGGGUAAUUCAGGUGGUGGAGUCAUUCAAGUGUUACUUGGUACCGGCUUGUAUCCCUUCUUGAAAGAAGCGUCUGGCAAUGAUGAGGCGUGGAGGUUUGUCUUUGUCGUACCGGCCGUCUUUGCGAUUGCCGUGGCAAUCGUUAUAGUUAAAUCGUCCGACGACGCUCCAUUGGGAUACUACCGUGAAAUGAAACGCAACGGGACCAUGGAUUUGCACCAUUCCACCAUGAUGAGUGGGACAACGUCCCGAAACGCUUGGCUGCUCGCGGUGGCCUACGCCUGCUCCUUUGGCGUCGAAAUCACUUUCAACAACGCCGCUUCGCUGUACUUUCGCGACGAAUUCGGUGCUUCGACGUCGUCAGCCGCAGCCUUGGCCAGCAUCUUUGGAUUGACCAAUCUUUACGCCCGCGCAUGCGGCGGUAUCGUCAGUGACCUUAUGAAUCAGCACUGGGGCAUGUGGGGUCGACUAAGUUGGGGCUGUAUCGCUAUUGUGAUUCAGGGCGCCUCCAUUAUUGCUUUCGGGUACGCCGACACGUUGACCAGUGCGGUACCGUUGUUGAUUCUCUUGAGCAGCUGCGUGAACGCGACGGAAGGUGCCAUCUUUGGCAUUGUACCGUACGUCAACCCGGCGGUCGCCGGAUCGAUUGCUGGAAUUGUAGGACUCGGUGGCAACGUCGGUGGUGUAUGCUUUGCCUUGGCCUUUCAUAGUUUAUCGUAUCUGCAAGCCUUUAAGGUCAUGGGGGCGGUUGCCAUGGCAUCGAGCGCAAUCUUCUUUUUUGUGGACAUUCCCGGACACGCAACGCUAACGUCAAGGAGUAAGUCACUCAAAGCCAUCAACGCGAGGAGAGAAACCACGGAAAGAUUACCGAUGGAUCAAGACGAAGAUAGAAUACAAGAAAGUCGCCGUAGCAAGGACGACGCGACCAUACCCGCCGCUGUGUAG